This is a messenger RNA of Spirodela intermedia, 2582 nucleotides long. NCBI's taxonomy places the organism in Eukaryota, Viridiplantae, Streptophyta, Magnoliopsida, Alismatales, Araceae. The record is from the annotation of a GenBank genome assembly.
AUGGAAGAGGGGGAAACCACUCCCCUCGCUGAAGAUGCGGUGAAAGAGACUGAUAAACCGGAAAGCAGGAGCCACGUUUCUCUCUCCUCCCCUCUGCAGUGGAUCAAGAUGCUUGCCGAGGAGAUGCACUGGAGCUCCGUGAUGGGAGUAGUUUUAGUGUAUGGAAUAAGCCAGGGGGUCGGUGGGGGUCUCGGCCGAGUUGCGAUUGACUACUACUGGAAAGAUGUUCAGAAGGUUCAGCCAUCCGAAUCACAGGUAUACCAGGGGAUCACCUCCAUCCCUUGGAUGGUGAAACCUCUGUGGGGUCUUCUCACUGACCUGGUUCCUAUCGGAGGAUACAGACGGCGACCAUAUUUCAUGCUGGCAGGUUAGUAAUGCCAGGAUUUAUUUUCGUGAUGUCUACGAUUCUAGGAGAUGCACUUCCAGUGAUGUCAGACUUUUUAAAAUUGUUAUGUCACAUGUAAUAUGAUUAAUUGAUCUUAUGUAGCAUCAACUUUGGCCCUCUUCGUUUUUUAUUAUUUUAUAUCAAACAUUCUUGAUUAGAAUCUACGAAUUUCAUCCUUCUUCCCUAUGAAUGGGAUGGGAAUCUAAAUAUGCAGAUCUCGCUCCAGGUUCAUGAGUUCGUGGCUGUUCUGAAUGAAAUGAAUCUUGAGAAACGUUUUCCCAAAGAAUCCACCGCUUUGGUGAAAUUCGGAUCCAGUAGUGACAAUUUUUUUUAAUCUUUCAUUACAGUUUCUAUAAAGAAAAGUGCUUCUUUCAUUCGCAUGCAUGCAAUGACAUUUUUUUAAAAUAAAUUAGAAUCAUGGGUUUCCAGGCGUACCCAUAUUGUAUGUGAACAAAUUUUGCUUGGUCCCAGGGAGGAACCCAGAUCGACACGUAUUUUUCAGCUCUGAGAUCCAUGCUUGAAUUGCCAAUCAUAUGUAAAUGGCGAUCUGAUUAUUUCAUCAGCAUGUUCUCAAGGCCCAGUUGUUCGUCUUAAUGCCAUUGCACUUUAUUUAUUUAUUUGGUUAGUUAUCUAUUCAUUUUGGAUGGUGUGUUGCUGAUUCCAGGGCUCUUGGGGAUAAUCCCGAUGCUUAUUCUGUCUCUCCACAAGGGUUUACCUGUUUUCCUAGCCUUGCUGGCGCUGACUGCCGGUAGCGGGGGGGUGGCCAUUGCCGAUGUGACCAUUGAUGCUGUCGUCGCCCAGAACAGCAUUACCCACCCAUCGCUCGCCUCCGACAUGCAAAGUCUCUGCGGCUUGAGCUCGUCCAUCGGAAGGCUUCUUGGGUUCUUCGUGAGCGGUCAGCUCAUCCACUGGAUUGGCUCUCAGGUGAGCUUUUAAGAAAUACCCGCAAUAAAACAAAAAUCUAUUAUAAAUGAAAGUGCUUCCUGGCCGGAUCUCUCGAUGGAUAAUCCCCCCUCCUUUGAAACUACCGAUUACUGACCCUGCCCAAGUUCUAAUGAAGGGGGAUUUUGUUGAGAGCACCUUCGUUGACUUCAAUCGCAGCCUAAUGUCCUUCUCACCGGUGGCUGAUCGUAGGGGGUGCUCGGCCUGCUCAGUCUCCCAGCUGCAUUCGUGUUCUUGGUCGGAACAGUGCUGAAGGAGCCCCCGACGCCUAGUCUUGCUUGCAAGGAGGUGAGGACAUUGCUCCAUCUCGAGUUCAUGCUCCUCCUAUCAAAAAAACCCUGCACCUGGAUUGAAUGAAAGCCUUGUUAAUUUACGGUGAGAUCAGGUCUCCUACCUAUUCCUCGAGGCGGGUAAGAAAAUGGUGAAGACGCUGAGAUGCCCCAGCGUCUGGAGGCCCUGCAUCUACAUGUACUUGUCGCUGGCAUUGAGCGUGGCGAUCCACGAAGGGAUGUUCUACUGGUACACAGACGCCAAAGAGGGCCCAAAGUUCUCUCAGGUAUCCUCGAGAUCCAACUCUUUUUACGGCUAUUUCAGAAGCUGCUGCUGCGCCAGCCCCUGAAGAAAGAGCUUCCUCGUCUCCCUCUCUGAGCAGGAGACUGUUGGGCUCAUACAUGCCAUCGGCUCGGUGGGGUCCCUCCUCGGCGUGCUCCUCUAUCAGAGCGUCCUCAAGGAUUACUCCUUCCGGUCCCUGCUCUUCUGGUCUCAGCUGCUCUACGGCUUCUCCGGGUUCCUCGAUCUGGCCCUGGUGAUGCGCCUGAACCUGAAAGUCGGCGUUCCAGACAUUUUCUUCAUCGUCGUCGAUGAGAGCGUCUCCCAGAUGAUCGGCCGCAUCAAGUGGAUGCCCCUUCUCGUGCUCAGCUCCAAGCUCUGCCCACCCGGCAUAGAGGGCACCUUCUUCGCCCUCCUCAUGUCCAUCGACAACAUCGGCCUGCUCUCCUCGUCGUGGGGCGGCGGCCUGCUCCUGCACCUGCUCAAAGUCACCCGCACCGAGUUCGGCAACCUCGGCGCCGCCAUCCUCAUCCGCAACUUGAUGAGGAUCCUGCCUCUGGCUUUCCUAUAUCUGGUCCCCAACACCAAUCAGAAUUCCACCCUCCUCCCUUCAGACAUCCUCAAGGAAGAUGAUUCCGCAGAAGGCCGCGGCGGUGACGAUCAGGUGGAGCUGGUCUCGCUCGUCAAUCAUCCCGGGGGGAGCUGA